Messenger RNA from Scleropages formosus (Asian bonytongue), 1142 nucleotides. RefSeq names its product tryptase-like. The record is from RefSeq and is a predicted model, not a curated record. Gene Ontology annotation, molecular function: serine-type endopeptidase activity. Bases 39 to 833 code for a protein of 264 amino acids. Gene Ontology annotation, biological process: proteolysis. The transcript has 5 exons. NCBI's taxonomy places the organism in Eukaryota, Metazoa, Chordata, Actinopteri, Osteoglossiformes, Osteoglossidae.
GUGAAGAACAAGAGUGACUGUCAGGAAAGUGCUUCAACAUGGCAGGUGUUAAGCUUCUCAUGUUGGUUCUCCUGCUGGGUGCUAUUACAGAGUCCAGCCAGUUUGGCUCCAAGAUCAUCGGUGGAAAAGAUGUGACCAUUAAUGAUUUUAACUGGAUGGCCGCUGUUGUGUUGCACUCCUCCCCAAAAACUAUACGCUGCGGUGCCGUUUUCCUCAAAGGGAACUGGUUGCUGUCUGCUGCCCAUUGCUUCCCUAGGUCUAAGAAUGCAUACAAAGUGAGAAUUGGAGUGCGUCGACUGCAUGACAACUCUCUAAAAGAAGAUGAAUACAAUAUCUCCUCAAUAGUAUUCCACCCCCAAUACAACAGAAAAGAACAAGGGAAUGACCUUGCACUGAUAAAGACUGACAGACCAAUUAGGAUGUACAACUUGGUUGGGCCUGUUCCUGGAGUGGAUGAUGGCUCUUAUGAAUGGAACUCUGGGAGUCCCUGCUAUGUAGCUGGAUGGGGUAAUACUCAGGAAACUGUGUCGCUGGACAUAUACAGGCCAAUGCAAGAAGUCAGAGUCCCAAUAGUUGAUCGUCAGGUGUGCCAAUCUAAAUACGCAAGACAAAGAAUACAAAUCAAACAUGGGAUGAUAUGUGCAGGUCAACCGGGCAAAGGGGUUUGUCUGGGAGACUCCGGGGACUCUCUUAUGUGUUUCCACGACAACAAAUGGUCGUUGGUAGGAGUGGUGAGCUUUGGAAUAAGAUGUGGUCAGACAGGCUUCCCCUCCGUCUACACUCGCGUCUCCAGCUACAGGAAAUUCAUCCAUGACAUCAUCAGGAACUACUGAGGUUCAAAUCAUGUUGUCUGCUAUUGGAACCAGAGCUUCAUAUCCAUAUUCUGCAUAUUUGAUUUUCCUUUCAUUUUUGCCUUAAAAUCACCUCUUUUACACAUUUUAUCAUCUUUUUGCCUUGCCUUCUUGUCUCUUCUGAGCUGUUACACAAUACAUAAUUAAGCAUUUUAAAAAGGAAUAAAAAAAAGUAAUCAGCCCUGGUUUGUCAUCAUUUGCUCAUGUCGGGGACAUUAAAACAUUUGGAAAAACGUUCAUUAAUAUGAAGUCUGCAACACUAGUUUAAAUUACAAAAACUACUUGUGUGCU